UUAUGGAGUUUAGACAGCCACGGGGGAUUCAGGAUAGAAAAGGUCAUUAAAUAUAUGGCAAGGGUCACUGUUUGUAUGUCGCUACCGCUACCACUUCAAGUUUCAACGUUUUGAACGAAAUCUGAUCUGGGCUUUCAUGAGAGAUACCGCUGGGAGGUUUUUCAAACCGCCCCUUACUUGUAAUUCUGUAAGUUGCGUUUGAUUUGUUUAGCAGUUCUCUUCCAAUAUUUGUCAAUUUCAUUAAAAUAUAUCGUGUAGAAUUAUACACAUAUCGCGACCUCUACAAGGAGUAAAAGGCAAUGCAAUCUUUGUUUAUAUUUUCGAUGGAAUGAGAUUUUCACAAUGUCCUAGCGGAAACAACAGGCGGCUAGAUCAUCGUCCAUUCUUGUAGGAAAACAACGGCAGUUUAACCAUUAAACAUAAAGGAGGAAUCAUGCCAGCACACGGGGGAUCUUCAGGCCAAACCAAGGAUACUUUGGAUCCUUUUACAAGGAAAACAUCAGUUAAAAAGAUAAUGAAAGGACAGAAGAAGCAACAGGGUUCAUCACGCUUCAGGACAAAAGGCACACAAGAACUCGUACCACUCUCACUGCUUAAAGAUGCAAGUCCACAAGAGCAGCAGGAACUGUUUAUCAAAAAACUCAUACAAUGUUCGACAGUCUUUGAUUUUAUGGAUCCUAUGAGUGACCUGAGAGGAAAGGAAGUAAAGAGAGCCACGUUGAAUGAGCUCGUCGACUACAUAACAUCAGAAAGAGGCGUUCUAACAGAGGCUGCCUAUCCAGAGGUUGUAAGAAUGGUACAUAACAAUAUUUUCCGUACUUUACCCCCGUCUGACAAUCCAGACUUUGACCCAGAAGAAGAUGAGCCGGCAUUAGAAGCAUCAUGGCCACAUCUUCAAUUGGUUUAUGAGUUUUUCCUGCGAGUUCUGGAAUCACCUGAAUUUCAGCCGACCAUUGCUAAAAAGUACAUCGAUCAAAAAUUUGUUCUCCAGUUAUUGGAGCUUUUCGACAGCGAAGAUCCGCGAGAACGAGAAUUUCUCAAAACUGUCCUUCAUAGAAUCUAUGGAAAGUUUCUUGGCCUAAGGGCUUACAUCAGGAAGCAAAUCAACCAUAUUUUUCUCAAGUUCAUUUAUGAAACAGAACACUUCAAUGGAGUUGGAGAGUUACUCGAGAUUCUUGGAAGCAUUAUUAAUGGUUUUGCUCUCCCACUGAAAGCGGAACACAAGCAGUUUUUACUCAAAGUUCUGAUUCCACUGCAUAAAGUGAAGUGUUUGUCUCUUUACCACGCUCAGCUCGCCUACUGUGUAGUGCAAUUUUUGGAGAAAGAUGCGAGCCUUACAGAGCAGGUUGUUCUCGGCUUGCUAAAAUUUUGGCCAAAAACAAGUAGUCAGAAGGAGGUAAUGUUUCUCGGUGAAAUAGAAGAAAUUUUGGAUGCUAUAGAGCCUCCGCAGUUCCAGAAAGUAAUGGAGUCACUUUUCAGGCAGAUUGCCCGCUGUGUUUCUAGCCCCCAUUUUCAGGUUGCCGAAAGAGCAUUGUACUUUUGGAAUAAUGAAUAUGUCGUCAGUUUAAUUGAAGAAAAUUCAAACACUAUUCUCCCAAUCAUGUUUUCUUGUUUGUAUCGAAUUUCGAAAGAUCAUUGGAACCAAACCAUAGUUGCCCUUGUAUAUAACGUGUUAAAGUCGUUUAUGGAAAUGAAUAGUAAAUUGUUCGAUGAGCUCACGUCUUCAUACAAAGCGGACAGGCAAAAGGAGAAGAAGAAAGAACGUGAACGCGAAGAUCUCUGGAAGAAGUUGGAUAAGCUUGAAUUAUCAAAGAAACAAGCAGGCUCGAAUACAUCUAGUCCCUCGACUGGCAGUAAGGUGGCUGGUGCCAACUCAACGAUCGAACCUACAUCCUCAAAAGGGUAGUGACUGGGUCCACGUUAGGCCUCACAAUUUGUUUUUAUAGGGUAUCCUAUUCAUAUCUCAACUAAGACAUCCGUUGGGAAGCGUAAUGGCUGACCUACCAAAUAAAUUAUAACUGUUUUACGUAUGGAGUAUCUUAUUUUUAACAGCAGGAAACGUCCAGCUUUGAUCGAAAUAGUUCUUUUUGAGGCUUGCAUUGAGUCAUUGCAGCCUCACGAUGCAGUUACAUAGAUAGCAUGGCAAUUAAACAAUUGACUGUAAUUCGGUAAAUGCAUCAAAUUAACUGCAAUAGAAUAGAAUUUCAGUGAAAUAAUCAAAAAUGGAUUCCACAAGUAGGCCAAUGCUCUUGAGUUUGGCCGCUUUCUUCGCCCGUCACCCUAGCACAUGCUCAUUGGUAUAUGCCAUAACUCGUAACUGAUCAAGCUUUGGCAAGGGUUGUCAUAGCAACAGCUAUUUGUAAAUAGGUGCUUAUGACAUUAAUUGAAGACCUCGAGUAAUAAUUUUUUCUUGUUUGCAGCCUUUUGCCAUUUUUCUGGAUGUUUAUUCGUUAGAACCAAUGAAGAUUGUUAUCGAAAGGCAACCUUUGAAAAAAUUUGAAACGUUUUUCUGGACGCAAUAGUUUUUCUGUCGAUAUCACGGAUAACAGCUUUUUGAAUUUUCAGCCUUGACUUCUGAUACUCUGUCAUCGGUAUUUUAAGCAUGAAUUUAACGCUUGUAUAAGAAAUCUCAAGUAUUAAGAAAUACCAUUUGUGAAUAUGUCUGAGGUUCCGGUCAUAAAAUGCACUUUUGUGAA
Messenger RNA from Rhopilema esculentum, 2696 nucleotides. RefSeq names its product serine/threonine-protein phosphatase 2A 56 kDa regulatory subunit epsilon isoform. The record is from RefSeq and is a predicted model, not a curated record. Gene Ontology annotation, molecular function: protein phosphatase activator activity. Gene Ontology annotation, cellular component: protein phosphatase type 2A complex; cytosol; nucleus. Gene Ontology annotation, biological process: protein dephosphorylation; signal transduction. NCBI's taxonomy places the organism in Eukaryota, Metazoa, Cnidaria, Scyphozoa, Rhizostomeae, Rhizostomatidae.